Metopolophium dirhodum (rose-grain aphid) is the source of this 2911-nucleotide messenger RNA. It is a transcript of the gene Mad1, whose product is annotated as mitotic spindle assembly checkpoint protein MAD1. The coding region runs from base 464 to 2653 and encodes 729 amino acids. Gene Ontology annotation, biological process: attachment of mitotic spindle microtubules to kinetochore; mitotic spindle assembly checkpoint signaling. Lineage: Eukaryota; Metazoa; Arthropoda; Insecta; Hemiptera; Aphididae. The transcript is spliced from 11 exons. Gene Ontology annotation, cellular component: nuclear envelope; mitotic spindle; kinetochore. The record is from RefSeq and is a predicted model, not a curated record.
UUGUGUUACAGAGUGCUACAGAGUCGGCAAUCGGCAUUCGGCAGUUCUUCGAUCUUCGGUAGUUCAGUCUACUUGAGUUGAGUUGUUAAGUCUAAACUACUACUAUUGAACCACUUAACAUUAAACAGUAAUAUCAGUAAACACUUUAAUAGUCUUUAAUAGUAAUUGCUAAUCGGCAGACGGUUUCUUCCGAGUUCCGGAGAAUGGACAUUAAUCGUUAUUGUCGAUUACACUUGUUUAAAGAUGAAUUAUUAAGUUAUCAUGUUGUUUGACGUUUAUUAAAUAUUGUUUAAAGGUUUUUUUUAUUUUAUUAUUCCUGUUUUACGUGUAUUGUUUUGAUAAUUAUUAUAUCGAUAAUUUUAAACUACAUUAUGGUUUUUCAAUAAACAAUUUAAUACUUUUAAUUGUACGCUAAUAGUUUUGUUAAUUCUAUUACCAGUUCUACUUCUAAAUCAUAAUCAUAAUGAAUAAAUCUAAAGAUAAUGAUCAAACAUUUGUAAUUAAAAUAUUGGACGAUUUGCGAUCGAAUAAUAAUCGGACAAAGUCAUCGGGGAUGAGAUAUGAUACCAGCAUGAUGUCUUCAAAUGAUUCAUUGUUACUAUCAAAUAAACGACGACGAUCUUGCAGUCCUGAUCUACAAGAAUCUAUACUCACACCUAUAACUUCACCGUGGGAAUCUCGUCGCAUAAAACAAGAGUUGAUUAAUGCUCGUGCAGAAAUUGCUUCACUCCAAGAAAGAAAUAAGACUCUUUUCAAUCUUAAAAAAGAAUCUGAUAUUUUAUUUGAAAAAGAAAAGUCUGCUUUAGAACACAACAUCAAUAAAUCAAAAUUAACGAUUGAUCAGUUGGAUAACAGGCUUAAAGAAAUCAGAUACGAAAAAUCAAAUCUAAAAGAAGAAAAUGAUAAUUUAAUGAAAAAACUUGAGUCCUUAAUGGAAGAAAACCGGCAUUAUACAUCAAAUCUGGAAAAAGAAAAUAAGGAACUUGAAGAUAAACUAACCAGCGUGACUUUAGAGCUUACAAAAUACCAAAAUGAAAGUGCAUCAAGAAAUUGUACCGAUUAUGAAUUAAAUGAACUAAAAAAAACUCUACGAUCAAAUGAAAAGUACAUUGAAGAAUUAACCAGCAAUUUAAGAAAAAAACAAAUUGAAAUUAAUACAUUGGAAAAUGAUCAAGUCAAAAUGAACACUGCUAAUCAAAGAAUUAAAUGUUUGGAAAAUGAAUUAGCUUCUUUACAAGAAAGUGCUAUGGUAGUUAACGCCCAACGAGAAAAAUUGAAACGGUUUAAUUCUAUGGAAAAUGAACUCAUUUCAUUAAGAGAAGAAGUAGCUAUUUACAGAAAUGAUGUAAAGCAAACAGAAAUUUUGGAAAAUACAGUCGCUACUUUAGAAAGUAAAUUAAACAAACAUGAGUUAAUUGAAAAAGAAGCUAUGCAAUUGCGAUCAAGUUUAGCAGUUAGUGAAGAUCGUUUGAAAACAUGGAUAGAUGUUUGUCGAGAAGUCUGUGAAAAUGUUACUGAAACUCAGUGUUAUCCAGAAUAUUUGCGUUACUAUGUUGACAAUCUAAAAAAAAAAGAUCUAUUAUUAGUCAAUGAGAAAGGAGAAUUACAAACCAGUAUUGCUCGAUUGGAAUUAAAACUUAAGCAGAUGGAAGUUAUGUUGCUUAAAGCAAGAGAACAACUAAUUAUUGGAACAAAUAAUAAUAACAAAAAUGAAUUAACCAUUAAACGGUUAAAGAAACAAAACUACAUUAUUACAUGGGAACGCAAUGAUUUGAGAGAACUUUUAGAUUCAUUUCAAAAAGAAGUAACUGUCAUAGGCAAUAUAAAUGGCGAAGAUACUAGAAUUGAAGUAUUAGAAAAAGCUAUAAAUGGUUACAAAUUGCGUAUGAAUCAAAUUGAGACAGAUCCAUCUAUGUAUGUGCCAAUUGAUAAUAAUAAACGCUGGAUAGAUGAAAAAAAUUUACUUUUAAAAGAAAAAGAAGAACUUGUUGAUAAAUAUAAACAAUUGGAAGCCAAAUGUAUUGAUUUAAAUGAUCAAAUAGAUCAUAGAGCUUUGAAAGGAGAUUUUAACUUAAAAGAAACUAAAGUGUUACAUUUCAAAAUGAAUCCUGCAUCCGAAGGAUUUAACCAUUAUCAAAAUGAAUUAGCCAAAGCUAAGCAAGAAAUAGAAAAAUUAAAGGAACGAAUUAAAGCUAUGCAGGAAGGUAUUUCUAUGAAUCUGACACAAGUAGUAGAUAAUAGAGUUGAAACAAAUGCAUCUCAGGAAGUAGAAGGACUUAAAGAAAAAUUAAAAUCUCAAGAAAUUCAAAAUCAAAGGCUACGUGAAGUUUUCAAAAAGAGUAGUCAAGAAUUUAGAGAGUCCGUUUACACAUUGUUAGGUUUUAAGGUUGAUGGACUUCAGAAUAAUAUGUAUAGACUAACAAGUCAAUUUGCUUUUCAUGAGGAAGACAACUUAAUGUUCCAAUUAAAUGAAGGUUCAAUGCAUUUGCUAGAAACUCCUUUUUCAAAAACUAUUGAAGAAAUGAUAGCCCUACACCUUGGCCAACAACGUUCAAUACCAGUUUUACUAUCUAGUCUGACUAUUGACUUGUUUAGUAAGCAAAGUAUGAUCAUGACUGCUGAUUCGACAAGGCUUGAAUCAGCCAUCAACUAGACUAAAAAUUCAACAUGACUUGAAAUAGCCAUCUAUCAAUAUUUAUUUUUAGAUAAAUGUAUAAAUGUUAAAUAUAACUAUUUUUUUUAUUUUCAAGAAUUUACAAGAACUCUGAAUCCAGACUUAAAAAAAAAAAAAAAAUCUUCUAUGUAUAAUAAUAAUAUUAUAUUGUUUGACUUGCAUCAAAAAAUACUUUAUAAAUGUUUGCAUUACAUAUUAUUAUUAAAUAAAUUAUUUAAUCAAUAAUACAUUCAACCA